Molecule: messenger RNA, 1952 nt
Organism: Dothidotthia symphoricarpi CBS 119687
Lineage: Eukaryota; Fungi; Ascomycota; Dothideomycetes; Pleosporales; Dothidotthiaceae
Product: glycosyltransferase family 4 protein
Exons: 3
Coding region: 69-1712 (547 amino acids)
Biological process (GO): protein N-linked glycosylation
Cellular component (GO): endoplasmic reticulum membrane
Molecular function (GO): GDP-Man:Man(3)GlcNAc(2)-PP-Dol alpha-1,2-mannosyltransferase activity
Source: RefSeq, a predicted model, not a curated record
CGUACCAUUCACACGAAUCUAGCAUCUCUCUUGUUGUUCGCUGCGAUACCCUGGGCUUUUGUUUCUUCAUGAUGCAUCUCUUAGCUGCCGUCCUUUCGUUGCUCAUUCCUCUCCUUAUAUCACUUGUUUUCAUUCCCAAAGUCUUCCGCUUCCUGGCCGAAACAAUAGGAUUCCAUCUCCGUCGAUCAUCCCGUACUAGACGGGAGCUGCUACUGGCCAGGGUUGAGACUGAGAAGGGCAAGUAUGGUGCGGAACACAAGGAUGAGACGAAAGACGACGAUGACUGGGAGAAUGUUGUAUCGACAACUACCAGCAGCGCAGUAGAUAUGGAGAAAGCAGACAAGAACUGGAACGGCAUCGUGGGGUUCUUCCACCCUUUCUGUAACGCAGGCGGCGGUGGUGAACGAGUCCUCUGGGCAGCCAUUCGGGCAACGCAGAAACGCUGGCCACAAGCUGUUUGCGUAGUGUACACAGGCGACCAUGAUGUCGACAAGAUUGAGAUACUCAAGCGCGUCAAGGAUCGCUUCAACAUCCAUCUCCACCCGCCGACCGUCCACUUCCUGUACCUCACGACGCGCAAUUGGGUCCUUGCUAGCAGAUGGCCACGCUUCACGUUGCUGGGCCAGUCUCUCGGCUCUUUGGUCCUCGCGUACGAUGCGUUUACGCUUCUUGUCCCGGAUAUCUUCAUCGACACAAUGGGAUAUGCGUUCUCUCUCGCCUUGUCCUCGUUUUUCUUCCCCACAGUACCCACCGGCGCAUACGUUCAUUACCCUACUAUCUCGACCGAUAUGCUCGAUUCUCUACAGGCAGGAGGACAAGGAGUCAACGCAGGGACGGGAAAAGGGUACCGCGGCAUGGCGAAGAAAAGAUACUGGCAGCUUUUUGCGCAGCUCUAUAGUAAAGUCGGUAGCACUAUCGAUGUGGUAAUGACGAAUUCGACCUGGACGCAGAGCCACAUCAAGUCACUUUGGGGGCCCCAGCGUGAUCAGCGCAGCAAUUCUCCGUACAACGACAUCGACGUUGUCUUCCCACCAGUCGCAGUUGAGGAAGUUGCCGAGGCCGUUGAAGUUUCAGAGGCGAGCGAGAAGAAACGCGGUCCCGUCAUCCUCUGUAUCGCACAGUUCCGGCCCGAGAAAAAUCACCCGCUCAUUCUCGAAGCAUUUGCUUCAUUCCUACACUCAAACCCUAAGCUAUCUGCUUACCCCAACGAAACGCCGAAACUUGUGCUCAUUGGCUCAGUACGAAACUCUCACGACGACGCAACGCGAGUGUACAAUCUGCGGCUUCAGGCUCAUGAACUUCAUAUCAAAGACAAUGUCGAGUUCUUAUGCGACGCGCCUUGGCCACAGAUGCUCGAAUGGAUGAGCAAAGCAAGCGUAGGGGUGAACAGCAUGUGGAACGAACAUUUUGGAAUUGGGGUAGUCGAAUACCAGGCGGCGGGAUUGAUCUCGGUGGUGAACGACUCCGGCGGCCCGAAGUUGGACAUUGUGGUUGAGGUGGACGGGAAACCCACUGGUUUCCACGCUACAACUGCGGCCCAAUACGCAGAAGGGUUCCGUAAAGCUCUUACAAUGUCUCCAGAAGAAACGCUCGCGAUGAGACAGAGGGCUCGCAAGUCAGCAGAGCGAUUCACAGAUCAAGGAUUCGCAGAGAGAUGGUUGCACAACAUGGAGAAGUUAGUUACACUACGGAUCGAGAGGACGAAGAACUGAUUCAAGGUAAAAUAUCAUUGACGAAUAGGGUGUCCAUAGACGUAUUUGGAUUUCUCCUAUGAUACCACAGCUUGAUAUUGAGUGGAGCAACAUUGUCUUGUAGGUGUUGCGUGUAGGCGAAUCCAACUAAAACCCAAUCCGUUGGUAAUAACUUUUCCCUUUGUAUUUCUUCCUGCUCUCUUUUAUCUACGUGGUUGCGAAACGCGUCAGAAAAGGUAUUGAUGUGCGAGAGCGUGCUGA